ACGAGUCAUAAAAGAGCCAAGGUUGCCUCUCCCUGGUCUAAGAAGCUCUGUGGUUACUUUGUUCUACAACGUUUGCUAAAGUUAAAAGAAAAACCAUAAUGUUUGGAGGUUGAAUAAAUGAAUUUUUAAGCAGAUAUGAAAUCUGAUAUUGGCCGGAGUGUAUAUGUGUGGUUGUGUGUAUGUGUGUGUGGUGGUGGUGGGGAAUCAGAAAGAAGCAACCAGGGGAACCAGUUUAUAGCUUGGCCUGCACCCAACGAGAACAUUAAAGUACAGUUCUUCCUUUCUCCCUUUCUUCCAGCCUGUAAUUUUCCCCUUGGAUCUUCCACCGUUCUUAUUUGAGCUAGAUGGGCUUUUCCCACCACAAAAUCUUACAGAUCAGAGCCUCAGCUUCUGAGGAUCAAAGUUCACUCUCCUAGUUUCGGCUGUGUCCCGCGUUGUUGCUUGCCCCCGAACCACAGCUGCCCCACCUGAGAGUCUUGGGAGUUAUAGAUGAACACAUCUGGGAAACGCAACAGCUUAAGGAAGGCCGAGGAACUUCAUGGGAGACGGUUGCGUUGGGCGGCCAUCUUCCUCUCCCUGCUCAAAGAAACGUGGGCAAUCAGGGGAAAAGAAUGGCUCAGCUUCAGUUGACUGAAAGGCUUGAGAACCCCAACGUGGCCAUCAGCGCCGUCACCCCAGCUUUUCCCAAGAGUACUGCUCCAAAUUCUGAGCCUGGGCCCUAGAAUCCAAGUCUGAGCUGCAGCCACCCGGUGAAAUAAUUCUACUCCUAAUCUUUCCGUUCUUGGCUUCUUUGCAAUAGACUGGGCCAUGCCAGACUCCGCCUCCUUACCUGUUAGUGCAUUAAAAGUGACGUGUCCUAGCCCAGGUGAGCAGUUUGCAGCAGAUUGGGAUGGGCAGUCGGCCUGCUUCCUGGGUGAUGGUCACCUUCUUCGUCUGAGGCCGGGUCUACGUCUUUAGGAUCCGUGCCAGGUGGGAACGGUUAAGGAUGCUGUUGGCAUCUGCUUCAGGAUUCCCUGACUUCCAUGGGUUCUGGCAUGUCUACAACAAGAUCCAGUGAAGUGGACAGCUGAUGAAGAUGUAACUAGAUAAACCCUCAAGUUGAUGUCUUUUGGAUCAGUGUUGGGCAUUUCUUCUGCUAGGACAUGAAAGUCUAGUUCCUAGAUCUUUGGUUGCAACGCACCAUGAAGGUCAAGAGCAAAGGAACCAAGCGUCGGAACACCGUCAGUGAAGAUGCUUUAGGCCAAGAAUCUACCCAGAGCAGAGAGGAUCUUCUGAGAUGUUCACGGCGCAAGGAAAAGAGGAACAAAGAAAGCCCAAAGGUGACCGCCAAGCUCCCUUGGAGUAGCAAAGAUCGGCGCUUGCGGAGGCUGGAGAGCAACGAACGCGAGCGCCAACGCAUGCACAAACUCAACAAUGCCUUCCAAGCGUUGAGAGAGGUCAUCCCCCACGUCAGAGCUGAGAACAAGCUCUCUAAAAUUGAGACCCUCACCUUGGCCAAGAACUACAUUAGGUCCCUCACCUCCACCAUUCUCAGGAUGUCCAAUGGACACCACCCGGUGGUUGAAGGCACGGGCUCCGAAGGCAAGUCCAAACUCUACGAACACUAUCAACAGCAGUGUGAAGAAGGAGAUGAACCCAAGGAGCAGCUUCAGAAGUACUCCACCCAGAUUCAUAGCUUCAGACAAGGCAGCUAAAGCUGGCUGGACCUCUGUGGUUGUCUUCCAGGGCUUAACCGUCCAGUGAAUGUGUGGGACUUUUCUCCAUAGUUUUGCAAAACGGAAGCCCAGUUUUGAACCUCUGAUUUAUGAGAGGACCUGGGCACGAACCCAUCUUACAUUCCUAAGUAGAGGGUUGCAGGAUCCAAUCUGGAUCGAUCACCGGGACCAAAGGUUUUAUCUGCCGAGCUUUCGGAUUCCAACUUUAGGGAACUUCUCUCUAGCAAUGUGUGUGCCUUGGGCUGUUCUCUGAGUGGUACUACACACAAAUCGCACACACUGCUAGAGGGAAGUUCUCCACCAUAAGUCCAAAAGCUUGGAAGACUAAGCCUCUUGUCCUGGUGACCAACCCAGAUUGGAUCCUGCAACAUUAUCCUGAGACAUGUCUGUUCAUCUUCAUUCAUAAGUAUAGGGUCUUAUAGGCCGGAUAGGGUCUCCUACUUGUGCAGGAGGUUGGUCUAGAAGACCUCCAAGGUCCCUUCCAACUCUGAUAGUCUGUUAUAAUCCAUCUGGAAUGAAACUUUUUUUUUAUAGUUUAGUUUAUUAAAAAGUUAAGAACAUUUUAAUUUCUUAAAAAAGAAAAAAACAAACAAAACGAGAUUCCUAGAAUGAAUGUAAAUACUGCAAGCUGUUAGUUCUCCAGACCGUUGUUCAAGUUCAAUUCCUAUUAGUUGUAGCCCUUACAGUAUGUCCCAUGGAGAGGGAUGUUAGUGUUAGCUCCUCAACAUCUGGAGAAGAAUAGAUCCCACAUUUCUGACUUUAAGGUCAAACUAGAUGAAUUCAAUGUUAGUGGUUAGAAUUUGUAUGAACGUUGGAUGCGUGUUUUUAAUUGAUAAAUCAGCAUGAUAAAUCAUCUAACCAGGGGGGGAGCAGGACUUGUACAUAAAAGGGGCUUUAACACCAUAGUCUCCUUUGGGAUCAGGAGAAAAUAUUUUUUUCCCCAGGAAUUGUUUUUAGAGUUUUGAUCUACAUAGCCUAUGUUUCGUGUUUCGAUAUUUUAAAAUGCACAGAUAGCCUUUUCUUUAGCUGUAAUUUGUCUGUAUUGUGCAUGCUGAACACAGAUUUAGAUUUUCAAUCAAUGAA
This is a messenger RNA of Crotalus tigris (Tiger rattlesnake), 2798 nucleotides long. RefSeq names its product basic helix-loop-helix family member a15 (gene BHLHA15). The transcript is spliced from 2 exons. Gene Ontology annotation, molecular function: protein dimerization activity. The record is from RefSeq and is a predicted model, not a curated record. NCBI's taxonomy places the organism in Eukaryota, Metazoa, Chordata, Lepidosauria, Squamata, Viperidae. The coding region runs from base 1182 to 1694 and encodes 170 amino acids.